AUGCCCCCACAAGUGCCUCAGUGCCUUCCUCUUGUAACCCACUGCGUCCCAUUUUCUCCUCCAGUCACGCCUGUCGCUAACAAAUAUUUCCAAGGAACUAAACGAAUGAGAGUUUCAGGAAAGAAAUUUAUUCCUCUCCUUGUUUUUGUUCUGUCAAGCUUCUCAAUAGUUAGACUACUUAAAAUCGUCAUCACUACUUCAUCUUCUUACCAUCCGCUGCCUGUCUCAUCCACAACUCUACAACAAAAAUGCUCCGCCCCUUCUCCAGCAUGUGGUAAUCAUACAUCAUAUGGAGCAAAUACUUCUAAAGGUCUACCUAUCACCUCCGUCAGUUCAGCCACUCUAACAAAGAAGGAAUUCCAACUUAUACAGAAUCUCAUUUCUAGGAAGGCCCCUUGCAACCUCCUUAUUUUUGGGUUUUCGACACAGUACCUUACUCUUUCAUCUAUAAACCUUGGCGGCAAAACCAUUAUACUAGAAGAUGACCUCAACAAGAUAAGCAAGAUCAAAACAAAAUUCAACAGCACUCGAAUCUACAAGGUUGACCACAAGGCACCAGCAAAAGAAGCUUACAAGCUGCUAAAAAUCGCGAGGCAUGAUCCUGCUUGUGCACCUAGAUCAGUAAAGCUUCAAGAAUCAACAUGUGAAUUAGCAUUGAAAAAUUUACCUCGAGAAGUCUAUGACAUUCAAUGGGAUCUGGUUGUUGUAGAUGGACCUGAAGGGAACACGCCAGAGGCACCAGGUAGAAUGGCAGCAAUCUAUACUGCUAGUAUGAUGGCAAGAGCUGGGAAUACAACAACUGUGUUAGUACAUGAUGUGAAUCGAAUGGUUGAGAAGUGGUUUUCAUGGGAGUUCCUAUGUGAUGACAACUUGGCAUCAUCUAAAGGAAAACUCUGGGAAUUUAGGAUCAAUGGUAGAACUAAUUCUACAAGGUUCUGCUCUACCUAA
This is a messenger RNA of Tripterygium wilfordii, 948 nucleotides long. RefSeq names its product glucuronoxylan 4-O-methyltransferase 1. Lineage: Eukaryota; Viridiplantae; Streptophyta; Magnoliopsida; Celastrales; Celastraceae. Gene Ontology annotation, biological process: xylan biosynthetic process. The coding region runs from base 1 to 948 and encodes 315 amino acids. The record is from RefSeq and is a predicted model, not a curated record. The transcript has a single exon.